UGUUUUGUUGAAGCGCUUUACUCUGGUGAAGUUGAUAAACUGGAAAAAGACAAUUUUGAAGAAGUAAACAAAAUGGCACAUGUAUUCGAUGUGUCCUGGUUGACUAAGAGGUGCCGGAAGUUUUACAAAGCAGAAGUACUGAAGUUUGAGAACAACUCAUACGAAGAGAUGUUAUUUGCUUGCGAGAUUGCUAGCAGGGCGCAUUACAAUCUGAAAGACAGCAGAUAUGUCAGCUGCUUUGUGAGGAAUGUUACUUUCAGUGGAAAUGGAAAAUUUGUCUUCUUACACAGAUAUAUGGCUGGAUUUGCUGAGAUUUCCAAACGUCGGAUUGACAUGUCCCUCGCUAUUGCUGCGAAUGAUCUGAACAUUAUCGGCAAUUGUCUUAUAGCCUAUAUUUCUUUAACCUUGAAAUGCAAAGAAUUUGAUGAGAAUUCCCUGUACAUGCUUCAAAAACUAGAUCUCCAGAAGUUUAACCGAACUUUUCCUUCGGAAUUAAAUGAUUUAUGCGACGUUCUGGCCGCUGUGUCUAAAGAUUCUAAAUGUGCUAAGGUGAAAACGAUUGUUGAUCAUUUUGUUAAAGGUAGAAGUACUGAAGCAUCAAGUAGCUCUAAAGAAGAGCUAAAAGUUUAUGAAAGUACUAAAGAUGUACAAGACAGUGAUAGAGAUGAUUGUAAAGAUAUUGCUAAUCAAACUGAGGAAAUAGAAUCAGGUUGGAUACAGUGUGUUCAGAAAACAGACUACACCCUGUCACACUACGAACCUGUACAGAUGAUAACUAACACUACAGAGACAGUGAACGAGAUAUAUGUGUGUUAUACUCUACCUGGGGAAGGUGGGAGUAGUGAGAAACAUAUUAGGAUUUAUAGAAAUGUUAAAACCAAUCAGUGGAGUUAUUGUAUUGGGGGAUGUACUCCAAAUACUAUCAAUAAACAGUUUCUAAACAAUGUACCAGCUGCUAAAUUCAAACACUGGAUAAUAACCAAAACUUCUACACACUUAAAGGUAGUGUGUAACAGAGUGACAGUUCUCAAUUUCAACUUUGCUACUGACUACACACCAGGUUCUGAGAAUAGUCACCAGGUUUGGUUGAAAAGGUGCACAAAAAUACGACUUAUUAAUUAUUGUGAUGAUUUACUUGUUUUAAAUACGGUCGGUUAGUUUCUGUAAAUUAGGCAGAUAUUACCUCUAAACUAUAAUUAGUAGAAAUUCUUUCCGGAUUAUUAAAGUGUUAACUUAUUUACCAACUGAACAGUGUAUACACAGUGUACUUGUAAUAUACACAUAAUUCAGUUGUGAACUUAUUUAUCAACUGUGGUCAGUUUUAUGUGAUUUAUCUCAAUGUGCUUUUUGUUUUUAACGACGAGAUUAAUUAAUAUUAUUUCUUUUUUAAGCUAUAUUUCAAAUUUUGAA
This is a messenger RNA of Bolinopsis microptera, 1410 nucleotides long. RefSeq lists its product as uncharacterized. The transcript is spliced from 2 exons. NCBI's taxonomy places the organism in Eukaryota, Metazoa, Ctenophora, Tentaculata, Lobata, Bolinopsidae. The coding region runs from base 73 to 1158 and encodes 361 amino acids. The record is from RefSeq and is a predicted model, not a curated record.